CGCCGCCAAAUCCUUUAGAGGAGUUUGAUUCUCAAACCGUGACAGGAAGAAGCGCCAAAAGACAAUCUACCCUGGCCGGAAAUUUCAGGAAUGUUGAAGGUCAUGGGGAGGGGUGGAGUUUGUGUCAUGGCUGCCCUCUGACCAAAGGAGCAGCAAACUGAGCAAAAAUCAUCAAAUUCGGACCUUUAAAAAGACUCAUUUCAAACUGAAAACUUGUGUUGAAGUUGAACUUGUACCUGGCAAAGGAGUCCAAACAGGACUGCAAACAAGAGAGGCAUCAUGCCAGUGGGACAACAAGAAGCGGAGCAUGCUGUUGACGUACUGCAGAAGAUGCAGGAACAGCUGCGUGCUGGCGGGGACAGCAGUGUUGACCUUGCCUCCAUCAUCCACAUGCUGGACAGCCCGCUGUUCCGACAGAUCCUCAACAUUCAGGCUUCUGUUAAACAGCUCAAAAAACAGGUAAAUAAACAAACAAACAAACAUACAGGCCUCCGUCAAACAGUAGAGAACUCCCCUCCGUCUGCUGUACAAGACUUUGAGUUCUCCCCGACCGGUCACCUGGUGAUGGCCCCCAAGGGUAAGGCCAGCAACGGCACUACGGUGGUCGAAGUCAACGGACAGCCAGCGGAGGCAGUGGCUGUCCAUGGAGCCCCCUCCCUUAUGUCAGCUGCACCCCAGAUGGGAGAGGAGGACUUCCAGAGGGCCAUACAGGCAGCAGCUCAGGGCAGAGAAGUGGAGAACAUCAAGCUGUAUAAGCCUGAGACUGGAGGUCUGGGCUUCAGUGUGGUGGGACUGAGGAGUGAGAACAGGGGAGAGCUGGGCAUCUUUGUACAGGACAUCCAGCCUGGAGGGGUGGCGGACAGGGAUGGUCGACUGAAGGAAAGUGACCAGAUCCUGGCCAUUGACCAUCAGCUGCUGGAUGCCAGCAUCUCCCACCAGGAGGCCAUCUCCAUACUGCAGAAGGCACAUGGCAUCGUUGAGCUUGUCGUGGCGCGCGGCGGUAUUCCCGAACCGGACGCCUCCGACAGCAGGGGGCCUUCCAACCUGUCCGAACUCGCUGAGAAGCUCGGUGUGACACAGUGGUCGCACGUGGAGAUGAUCGAGCUUGUGAACGACGGCCGAGGUCUCGGCUUCGGGAUUAUCGGCGGGCAGACGAGGGGCAUCGAGGUCAAAACCAUUGUACCUCAAGGGGUGGCAGACAGGGAUGGCCGGUUGAAGCCAGCCGACCACAUCCUGCAGAUCGGAGACACUCCACUGAAGGGGAUGGGGAGUGAGCAGGUCGCUAAUGUGCUACGGCAGUCAGGCAGUCAUGUCAGACUUCUCAUAGCGCGUGGCAAGCUCAACAACACACAGGCCGCACCUGCAGCUACAAGUGUUAAACAGGCAGAAGAGGUGGAGAGCGCACCGAGUGCAGAGAUAGAACAGUUUGAAGCAGAACUCACGAAGGACAGCCAGGGACUGGGCAUCACCAUAGCUGGAUAUGUGGGUGAGAAGUCCUCGGAAGAACUGUCGGGAAUCUUUGUGAAGAGCAUCGCGCCGGGAAGUGCAGCAGACAGGGACGGCAGGAUAAGGGUUAAUGACCAGAUCGUGGAGGUUGAUGGCCGUAGCCUGCAGGGUUUCUCUAACCAGCAGGCAGUGGAAGUCCUACGCAGCACAGGGCAGGUGGUUCAGCUCAAGCUGGCUCGCUACAAGGACGGGCCCAAGUUCCUACAGCCUUCAGAACGGGGCUCCACCCCUUCACCGUCGGCCUCUCCAGCCAUCACCCCCUCCCCCGCGCCUGACCUGUCGGAGACCCCCUCCCUGGAGCAGGCCCCCCCUCCCUACCCCUACCUUGGGGAGGAGAUGCCCUCCCCCAUCCCCCGGGACGAGUCCCCUGCCCUGGGGUACCCGAAGGAGGGCCAGGUCAACCUGGAGGACAUUCAGCUCUUCACCGAUGCUAGUUAUGACCUCACACCAGAGGCUGAAGAAGGCAUCAAGCAGUACUGGCAGGACCAGGCAGGAGAAGACAUGGAGAUCGUUGUAGCGCACAUCUCCAAGUUCCUAUCUCUGACUGUAAUACAGAUGACUGUUUCCGUAAUAUUACUGUCAGUUAAAAUACUUUUACAAUACAUGUACCUCACACCAGAAGCUGAAGAAGGCAUCAAGCAGUACUGGCAGGACCAGGCAGGAGAAGACAUGGAGAUUGUUGUGGCACACAUCUCCAAGUUCCUCUCUCUAGACCUCACACCAGAAGCUGAAGAAGGCAUCAAACAGUACUGGCAGGACCAGGCAGGGGAAGACAUGGAGAUCGUUGUGGCGCACAUCUCCAAGUUCCGUGAGGGCGGAGGCCUGGGUAUCAGUCUGGAGGGUACCGUGGAUGUGGAGGAUGGACAAGAGGUCCGUCCGCAUCAUUACAUCAGGUCCAUCCUGCCUGAUGGACCAGUAGGAGUGGAUGGGAAACUGAAGGGUGGAGAUGAACUGUUAGAGGUAAAUGGUCACCAGUUGCUUGGUCUGGACCACAGAGAAGUGGUCGGCAUCCUGAAGGACCUCCCGACUAACGUGCGCAUCGUCUGCGGGCGCCGACCGGAGCCCGUAGAGCGCCCGCCGGACAUCCCCACCAUCCGCCCUCUGGAUGUGGAGGAGUUGAACAGCAAGAGGAUGUCUUUCACAGGGUCUCCUGAUGUGGGGAUGAUGGCUCGGGCCAGAUCUGAGGGGUCCAUUCCUCCAGCUGUGGAGUCUGAAUCCCCCUCCCUGGACAAGAGCAAGUCCCGUUCGCUGGAGCCCCUGAGUCAGCUGGCCAUGUGGAGUCCUGACAUACAGACUAUAGAACUGCCUAAGGGGGAGAAGGGACUGGGAUUCAGCAUUCUGGACUACCAGUGUGAGCUGGCCAUGUGGAGUCCUGACAUACAGACUAUAGAACUGCCCAAAGGGGAGAAGGGACUGGGAUUCAGCAUUCUGGAUUACCAGGACCCGUUGAGCCCAAACCAGAUGGUGAUAGUGAUCCGAAGCCUUGUCCACGGCGGCGUGGCGCAACAAGAUGAGCGCCUCGUGCCUGGACUCAUGUCCGUAAACAACGCCUUCAAUCUCGAGCACGCUAACCUGGAAACGGCCGUGCAGGCGCUGAAGGGAGCUCCGCCCGGCAUUGUGCGCAUCGGCGUGUCCAAACCACUGCCGGUUCCUGAGUCAUUCCAGGACGAAGAACCGUCCUUCUCACGACCACCCCCCGUGGUCCCCCCUCCCGAGCCCCGCUCCACACCCCCCCAGUCACCCAUCAUGGAGGAGACCUCCUCCUUCGCAUCUAUCACCAUGGCGACCGCUACCAUAGCGACGGUGACGGAGGAUGAGAGCGACAUGAUGGAGGCUAAGGAGCUUCAGGUGUCGCAGGUGGAACAGGUCCAAGCCCCAGGAGUGGAGGUCCGUCGCAGGCCCCCCACCCCACCUCCCAAACCAACCCUGCGGAAGGUGGAGGUGGUAGUGAAGGAGGCUGCCCCGCCCCCUGUACCCAUCGAACCUCCACCCGUCAUCAUCAGGGAGAAGUUGCUCGGAACGAACCAUCGGCCCCAGCGGGGGUCCUACGUGAUCCUGAAGCGCUGCGAGAUCGGAACCCAGACCAACAUAGAGGUCACCCCUAUGGGAGCACGAGAAAGCUCCCUCAAGGAAACCCAGGAGGUUGACAUCAGCUUUGGCAGCACCGGCAGCAGGUCAACGUCCUCUGAGACGUUGACCUCUGUGGGUGACCUGUCGUUGCCGGGCGGGGAACCCAGGCUGUUGCCGUCCUCUCUGGAGCAGACAGUGGAGAUCAACAAGGGGAACUCCAGCUUGGGUUUGACCGUGAACCCCGACAAAGAGGGGAACGGGAUCAUCGUAAAGAGCAUCACGCAUGGCGGCGCCAUCAGUAAGGACGGGCGUAUCACCGUGAGCGACGUGAUCACGGCUGUGAACGGAGAGAGCACCAAGGGGCUGAACAUCUACCAGGCCAAGGCUCUGCUGAGGAGGCAGUCUCUGCUGGGUGGGGACAUCAGGUUGAACGGAGAGAGCACCAAGGGGCUGAACAUCUACCAAGCCAAGGCUCUGCUCAGGAGGCAGUCACUACUGGGUGGGGACAUUAGAUCUACCAGGCCAAGGCUCUGCUCAGGAGGCAGUCUCUGCUGGGUGGGGACAUCAGGUGAGACUUUUGUUUGUUUGUUUGUUUAUGUAACCGUGGGCGACGUGAUCACGGCCGUGAACGGAGAGAGCACCAAGGGGCUGAACAUCUACCAGGCCAAGGCUCUACUCAGGAGGCAGUCUCUACUGGGUGGGGACAUCAGAGAUAAUGACAACAGCAGGUUCAUUCUAAGGAACUGUCACAGCAUCACCUUCAUCAAGGCAGAAGACAUUGCCACCUACAAGGAGACCGCAGCAGCGGCACAGACCAGUUUUACCACAUCGGUGGUCACCAGGACUCCUGAACCCAGCCGCCCUCCCCCACAACUCCCCACUGUCCCUCCCCCACCUACCAACCAGGAGAGCCCCAGCCAGGACAAGCCUUUCUUCAGUCCGUACCAGUCCCAGAAGAUACAGAAGAUGUCUCCUCCGGCCCACCUGAAGCCCUUCACGACCAUCUCACCCGCCAAGUCUGGGGAACCCACCAAGAUGGUACAGAUCUACAGGGAACCCAACCAGUCACUGGGCAUCAGUAUUGUAGGAGGGAAGUCGAUGGUAGUGAACCGUACAGAGGUGCAGUGUCAGGGAAUCUUCAUCAAACAUGUUCUGGAGGAAAGUCCAGCCGGCAAGGACGGAAACCUCAAGCCUGGGGACAGGGUGCUGGAGGUUGAUGGAAUGGACCUGCGCGAGGCCAGUCAUGACCAGGCGGUUGAGGUGGUGCGUAACGCUGGGAACCCUGUCUGCUUCCUCAUACACAGUGUUGAUGGCAUGGACCUGCGAGAGGCGAGUCAUGACCAGGCGGUUGAGGUGGUUGAUGGAAUGGACCUGCGCGAGGCCAGUCAUGACCAGGCGGUUGAGGUGGUUGAUGGAAUGGACCUGCGCGAGGCCAGUCAUGACCAGGCGGUUGAGGUGGUUGAUGGAAUGGACCUGCGAGAGGCGAGUCAUGACCAGGCGGUUGAGGUGGUUGAUGGCAUGGACCUGCGAGAGGCGAGUCAUGACCAGGCGGUUGAGGUGGUGCGUAACGCUGGGAACCCUGUCUGCUUCCUCAUACAGAGGCUGGCACCGUCCGGACAGGAGGCGCUAUCAGAUUCCAUGGAAAUAUCGCCCGGCCCAGUGCUAGAAGCCGGGGUAGAGCAACAAGUCGCUGAGGGUGCACCAGUCAUGCACUUCAGCUCGCCAACGUCCGAAGCCCCGCCUAGCAACGACGGCUCCAUCGUCACGGCAACCGCUGUCAUGGUGAACGAGUCGUCCGACAGUGAGGAAGAGGAUGAGUUUGGAUACACCUACAAGACAGUGCAGAAGCGGUACGGUGACCUGAACGGUGACCUCCACAUCGUAGAGCUGCAGAAGGGAGAGCGCGGGCUGGGCCUGAGUCUUGCCGGGAACCGAGACCGCACGCGCACCAGCGUCUUCGUGGUGGGGGUGGCUCCGGACGGGGCGGCAGCCGAGGACGGCCGGAUACAAGUGGGGGACGAACUCUUGGAGAUAAAUGGAGAGGUGUUGUACGGCAGGACUCACCACAGCGCCUCACAGGUCAUCAAGAGUAUCCCUCCUGGGGUGGUCAAGAUCGUCUUACUAAGGAAUGAAGAGGCUACUGAGUCCCUGUCCAUGUCUCCUAUCAGGUUCCUCACUACAUCAUCUGGAGAGUUCUACGGUUCCCCCUCUGACCCUGGGCAGGACGCCGUCGAGCGCCGCGUCAGCUCUUUCCUUUCUCCGGACUUUUCCAUCAGCCUCCUGGGACAGGAUGAGAAUUCUCACCCAGGCAGUCCUGUGCCUCCCAGUAUGGAGCCUACCAUGGUGAGUACCUUACACCAUAGUCCAUGGAUUCCAUGUUCAAAAACUCCUACAGGCCUGGGUUUUGCUAUAGGCGAGGGUCGGGACAUCAGUACAGGAGACCCGGGCAUCUUUGUCAAGAACAUCACGGACGGGGGCGCAGCACAUGAGGAUGGUCGUCUGCAGAUGGGAGACCAGAUCCUGGGGGUGGAUGACGAGUCACUGGUGGGGCUGUCAUACGAUCAGGCUGUUGGUAUCCUGAAGAAGACCCAGGGCACGGUUCGCCUGACGGUGUGCUCGGACAACCGGCGCUACAUCCCCACGGACCAGCCUUCGUUCAUCCAACCCACACAGGUCAACCAUGCACCGGUCACUCAGACUGGACUCGACCAGGCUCCUAUCGUGGACGAGAUCACAGGUUUGUUUGUCAACCACGCACCGGUCACACAGACUGGGCUGGACCAGGCUCCCAUCGUGGACGAGAUCACAGGUCAACCACGCACCGGCCACUCAGACUGGACUGGACCAGGCUCCCAUUCUGGACGAGAUCACAGGUCAACCACGCACCGGCCACUCAGACUGGACUGGACCAGGCUCCCAUUCUGGACGAGAUCACAGGUCUACCACGCACCGGUCACACAGACUGGGCUGGACCAGGCUCCCAUCGUGGACGAGAUCACAGUGUCGGGAGUACCCUAUGAAAAAGUUGAAGAAGACGUUGACCAGCUUGAGGAGUCCUCCCCACCCCAGGAGCACCCAGAUCACAUGGACCCGCGCACCUGUCCCAUCAUUCCCGGCCGCAUCACUGUCAUUGACAUAGAGAAGGGGAAGACUGGACUGGGACUCAGCAUCGUGGGGGGGUCGGACACGCUACUGGGUGCCAUUAUAAUCCAUGAGGUUUAUGAGGAGGGAGCAGCGGCGAAGGACAGCAGACUGUGGGCAGGGGACCAGAUACUGGAGGUGAAUGGAGAAGACUUAAGGAAUGCCACCCACGACCACGCCAUCAACGUUCUGCGCCAGACACCCUCGCGCGUGAGACUGAUCGUGUUUCGGGAUGAGAACCAGUAUAAAGAGGAGGACCUGUAUGACGUGUUCUCUGUCGAACUGGAGAAACGCAUCGGCAAGGGGCUCGGCCUCAGCAUUGUGGGAAGGAGGAAUGAUGUCGGCGUGUUCAUCUCGGAUGUAGUGAAGGGCGGAGUGGCGGAACAGGAUGGCCGCCUGAUGCAGGGGGACCAGAUCCUGAGUGUGAACGGGGAGGACAUGAGGAGCGCCACACAGGACAACGCUGCUGCUGUGCUCAAGACUCUGCCGACUUCCCCACGGAGGGGGUGCGUAUGGUGGAGAUGUACAAGGGGCCGCAGGACUCCCUGGGGGUGAGCAUCGCUGGGGGGGUGGGGAGCCCCCUGGGGGACGUCCCCAUCUUCAUCGCCAUGGUGCAGGCCAAUGGGGUGGCAGCGCAGACACAGAAACUCAGGGUUGGUGACCGCAUCCUGAGCAUUAAUGGACAGGCCCUGGAGGGGGUGACUCACGCACAGGCAGUCAACAUGCUUAUGCAGACCACAGGGAGGGUCGUGCUGGAGGUUUCCCAGGGUGAUGAGUUGGCAAACAUGGCGGGAGGAGAUGCUGCUCCGAGUGUUGCUAGUGUCAUGGCAACCAGUGCCGAGUCAUCCUCACCGCUCAACUUCAACGAUGACCUGGGAGGUCCAACCCAGUACAAGACCAUAGAGUUGGAGCGCGGUCCUGACGGACUGGGCUUCAGCAUCGUGGGGGGGCACGGCAGUCCGCACGGAGACCUCCCGAUCUACGUCAAGACCGUGUUCGCCAAGGGAGCGGCGGCGGAAGACGGGCGUCUCAAACGAGGCGACCAGAUCGUGGCUGUAAAUAACGAGCCGCUGGAAGGAGUUACCCACGAGGAAGCUGUGUCCAUCUUAAAGAAGUCCAAGGGCAAGAUUGUCUUGACUGUUCUGACUUAAGAUGAUGGGAAGGAAAAAAAAGGUCCCCAGUGCUUUAAGAAGGUGAAAUGAUGAUCUCAAAAUUUAAACCUUUUUUUAUUAAUUUGAGUCAAUCUUAAAGAAGUCUAAGGGCAAGAUUGUCUUGAGUAUGACUGUUCUGACUGAAGAUGCAGGGAAGGAGAUAGAAAAUGUCACCUGUGCUUUAAGAAGGGGAAAUGAUCAAAAUUUCAACUUUUUUUGAAAAUUUGAACAAAGAGGAUGUUUCCAUCUUAAAGGACUCUAAAUGCAAAAUUUGUCUUAAAGGUACUGAUCAUUACAUAUUAAAGAUGCAGAGAAGAAGGAAAAGUCACCAGUGCUUUAAGAAGGUGAAAUGAUCGAAAUUUGAACUUUCUCUUUAGUAAUAUAUUGAUGAGACGCUACAAUACCUGUGCCAACUAUGGUUACGUUAUAGCCUGAUAGAUUUGUUCUUUUUAAAAAAAGAAAGGCUUUUGAGAAGUACAACAAAUUUAAUGUUGUGACACGAAAUUUGACUAUGCACUGAACUAAAAGUUGUUGUCAUUUUUUAAAUGUCACCCAGUAUCAAACUAACUUACAGAUAAAUAGUGAAUCCAUGCAUUUGUGCAGUACGAUUUAAUCAGUGUUCACAGUAAUGCUAUAAUGAUAAAAGACACCGAUUUGAGUGUUUAAACAAAUAGUGUGAUAGUUUGGUGGAAGAAUGUGCCAAAUUGACAAGAGUUAAAAUAAGACGUGGAAUCAUUACAAACAUUAAUAUAACACUACAAACGUUACAUUUCUCACCUGUACUGUUUAUUUAAAUCUCAAGAAGACAAAUUGCAAGUUUUAAUCUUCCAGCUUGAGUUAAACAUUCCUAUAAAAUCUACUUUACUUUAGUGAUAUGUCAGAAGAUUUCAUCUAAUUUCAUAUAGCCACCUUUCAACUUCACAUAGUACAUUGUAUUACCACACUGUAGUGAUUCAUUCCAUAGAUGAAUAGCUUAUCAUAUAGCAGCUUCUUUUCAUACUUUAUGCCAAGGUGUUAAAAUUUGUUAUGAAUCGGCAUAAGAUGUAAAUGUUAUUUCCUGUGUGAACCCAAGAUGUAUGAAUUUCUUCAAAUUUUGAAAGUAUGGUUUCAAGAUACUCUUUGAUAAUACACGGUUAAGUGUUACCUGAAUACAGCAACACUCUUCUAAGUUGUAGCAAAGUCAGCGUGUCUUUUAGAAUAUAAGUAACCUGUAGCAAAGUUUAAGAUGCGAGUGAAAUUGUAGCAGUUUUAGACAUAUCAUCAGCAAAUAUGAAAGAAUAGUUAUUCUUCUUUGUAAGAUGGACUGCAAGAGGGUGACAAUAGUUGAAGUCGUUUUGCUAUAAACUUCUUUCUAUAGCAAACACGUGAAAGGAAUUCCAAGUGCCAUAAUUAGUUUAUGCUGAACGUUACCAUCAUCAGAAGUCUGUGUGUAACAAAUAUUUCAGAUGGAGUAGACAUUCCUACAUUUGAUAAGCUUGAGAGGUCUGUAUUGAUGAUACUGUACUGAUUGAGGUGGACACCUUUUGCAAUUGAACACCAUUGUUUACCUAAUUUCUUCUACAAUUAAUGUUACCUUAUUUUAAGAAGAAUAAGACUAUGUUAAUCAGAGCUUCAGUUUGCAAUACAAUCAUUUUACGAGAUAAGUAAGAACUUGUAGAGGUUGACGUAUAAGUUCUAAGUCCUCGUUGUUUUCAGUAUUAACUGGAUCACAAAUCAGUAUAACAAUGCAGCUACAGUGAAAGACAUUAGCUUCUAUAGUAGGCUUUUUGGUUGGGCUUUUCUUUUGCUUAGUACGUGUUGUUUUCUGAUUGCAUGUCAUUUUUGAUUGUUCUGUUUCUAACGGUCACUCUGUCUAAACAACUCUUACAGAGUCAUACAUACAACUGUUAGAAACUGGAAAAAGUAAGAACUGAUUGUACGAUCAUGAAACAUCACAAUGAUAAGCCAAUACUUGCACAGCCAAAAACCUGCUUUGGAAGCUGAAAUAACACAAUGAUGCACAUGUACAGCCAAAUCUGCCUAAGAAGACCUUUCAGGGGACUGUUAAAAUCUGGCCUAUGUGGACAGGUGGUCACUACAGACAUGAUUGUGCCAAUGGGAAUGAUUAUCUUUGUGACAACCAAAAAGAUCUUUCCAUUGGCCAGGUGGGCCUUACAUAAAGGUGGUCACUUGUACAGGUUUGACUGUAUAUCGAGUAUGCAAAAAUCUACAGACUGAUAAUGCUCUCUGCAAUUUGAAAUGUAGUUUUUAUCAUCUUCUCCCACUGCCUAUACUAAGCCUCAUAUGUUAUGAUGUGUUCAAGAUGUUUUCCAUUACACAAAUACUACCAUAAUUAUUAUAGUGUUAUGAUGAGAUGUACAUUUCCAAGAAGAAAAGAUAUGCAAAUGAUGUGUAACCACAGUGAAGUGACUGAUAGUAUGUUUAGAUAUUUAGCAAUAGAUAGUAGAAGCUAGAACUGCCUGCCUUCCUGCUUUUAUUGAAGACAGUAAGGUGGAAUGUACAACAGUUACUGUAGUUUGGUGGUAGUUUUCGUAAUUUUGUAACAGCGAUAGCAAAAUGGUAACAAACAGUAUUCGGUAGUUGUCAAUAAAGGCUUCCAAAAAGAUCUUGAUAAUUUGA
This is a messenger RNA of Branchiostoma floridae (Florida lancelet), 10487 nucleotides long. Its product is annotated as multiple PDZ domain protein-like. Gene Ontology annotation, molecular function: protein binding. NCBI's taxonomy places the organism in Eukaryota, Metazoa, Chordata, Leptocardii, Amphioxiformes, Branchiostomatidae. The record is from RefSeq and is a predicted model, not a curated record.